Molecule: messenger RNA, 1046 nt
Organism: Euleptes europaea (tarantolino)
Lineage: Eukaryota; Metazoa; Chordata; Lepidosauria; Squamata; Sphaerodactylidae
Gene: UBIAD1
Product: UbiA prenyltransferase domain containing 1
Exons: 2
Coding region: 36-1046 (336 amino acids)
Biological process (GO): vitamin K biosynthetic process; menaquinone biosynthetic process
Cellular component (GO): Golgi membrane; endoplasmic reticulum
Molecular function (GO): prenyltransferase activity
Source: RefSeq, a predicted model, not a curated record
UUCUGACACCUGAUCUUGCAUCAGCCGGUUAAACCAUGGAAGCAGAAGAGGAGGUGGAAAAGAUCAGUAUCAUUGCUGAAAACCUCCGAGAGAGCGAGGCAGGAGAUCAGGGGGUGGGGCUGCUUGGCUCUGAGAAGGGCACUUCUACAACCUGGAAACAUAAAUGCGCUUCCUACGUCCUGGCCCUCCGGCCUUGGAGUUUCAGCGCCUCCUUGACACCCGUGGCUCUGGGCAGUGCCCUAGCAUAUCGGUCCCAGGGGACUCUGGAUCCCGGACUCCUGGUUGGCAGUGCAGUCACUGUCUUGGCCGUCCAUGGGGCUGGGAACCUUGUUAAUACCUACUACGACUUCUCCAAAGGCAUUGAUCACAAGAAAAGUGAUGACCGGACUCUGGUAGACCGGAUCUUGGAGCCUCAAGAUGUUGUCAGAUUUGGCGUCUUCUUGUACACCCUCGGCUGCAUCUCCGCAGCUUGCCUCUACUGCCUCUCCACCCUGAAAUUGGAGCAUCUGGCCCUAAUCUACUUUGGAGGACUCUCUAGCUCCUUCCUUUAUACUGGAGGCAUCGGGUUCAAGUACGUGGCGCUGGGCGACGUGGUGAUCCUCAUCACCUUUGGGCCACUGGCCGUGAUGUUCGCCUACGCCAUCCAGGUGGGCUUCCUCUCCGUCUCGCCCUUCCUCUACGCCGUCCCCCUGGCCCUCAGCACCGAGGCCAUCCUGCACAGCAACAACACGCGGGACAUGGAGUCUGACCGGCAGGCAGGCAUCGUCACCCUGGCCAUCCUCAUCGGUCCCACCCUCUCCUACGUCCUCUACAGCACCCUGCUGUUCCUGCCCUAUGUGAUCUUCUGCGUCCUCGCCACCCGCUACACCAUCAGCAUGGCGCUGCCCUUGCUCACCAUGCCGAUGGCCUUCUCGCUGGAGAGGCAGUUCCGCAGCCAGAGCUUCCACAAGAUCCCCCAAAGGACAGCCAAGCUCAACCUUCUCUUGGGACUCUUCUAUGUCUUUGGCAUCGUCUUGGCACCGCCGGGCUCCCUGCCCAAGCUUUAG